AUGUUUGAGUCAUUUGAAAUUAAAGUUCCGGCGUCAUCAGCCAAUAUUGGUCCUGGAUUUGAUGUGUUGGGUAUAGGCUUGGAGCUCUAUUUGUCCAUUAAAGUUAUUAUCGAUAAAAAUGUAGAUACAAGUUCUGAUCCACACAAUGCCAAAUUAUCAUACGAGGGAAGCCUUGCAGAAAAAGUGCCGUUGAGAUCAGACAAGAACUUGGUGACGCAAACAGCACUUUAUGUACUCAGAACUGUUGGUGUCGACAAAUUUCCAUUGGGAACUCAAAUCUUUGUUAAUAAUCCUAUUCCAUUGGGUCGAGGAUUGGGUUCGAGUGCAAGUGCCAUUGUUGGGGGUAUAUAUUUGGGUAAUGCCAUUGGUAAAUUAAAUUUGAGCAAGGAGCGAAUGUUGGAUUAUUGUUUGAUGAUUGAAAGGCACCCAGAUAACAUUGCUGCAGCAAUGCUUGGUGGAUUUAUUGGAUCCUACCUAAACGAAUUGGAUAAAGCAGACGCCGAACAUACUCAAGUUCCCUUGGACUAUAUAUUACCCAAGCCAGAUACACCAUCGGAUGUCAUUGUGCGAGAGAAACCACCAAUGAAUAUUGGGGAGUACAUGAAAUACAACUGGAAUAAAAAGAUCAAAUGUGUUGUCAUUAUUCCAAAUUUCGAGUUGAGCACUGACAAGUCGAGAGCAGUAUUGCCUCAAUCGUAUACAAGGCCAGAUAUCAUUUACAACCUUCAAAGAAUUGCCGUUUUGACUGCUGCACUCACACAAGACCCACCUAACCACAAGUUGAUUUACCAAUCGAUGAGAGAUAAAAUUCACCAACCAUAUAGAACUGUUUUGAUCCCAGGUCUAGAUCAAGUGUUGGAGCAAGUCGUACCAGCAAAGCACCCGGGACUUUGUGGAAUAUGUUUAAGUGGAGCAGGACCUACAAUCUUGUGUUUGGCAACUGAAGGCUUUGAAGAUAUUGCACACGAGGUUACUAAUAUUUUUGACAGCGAAGGUAUAAAAUGUGAUUGGAAAGUGUUAGAUUUGGCAUACGAUGGCGCAACUCUUGAGUACUUGUAA
Messenger RNA from Lodderomyces elongisporus, 1059 nucleotides. RefSeq names its product homoserine kinase (gene THR1). The record is from RefSeq and is a predicted model, not a curated record. Gene Ontology annotation, biological process: L-threonine metabolic process. The coding region runs from base 1 to 1059 and encodes 352 amino acids. Lineage: Eukaryota; Fungi; Ascomycota; Pichiomycetes; Serinales; Debaryomycetaceae. Gene Ontology annotation, molecular function: ATP binding; homoserine kinase activity. The transcript has a single exon.